Messenger RNA from Schistocerca nitens (vagrant locust), 1906 nucleotides. Its product is annotated as synaptotagmin-7-like. Gene Ontology annotation, molecular function: calcium ion binding; calcium-dependent phospholipid binding; clathrin binding. Gene Ontology annotation, biological process: regulation of calcium ion-dependent exocytosis; vesicle fusion; calcium-ion regulated exocytosis. The record is from RefSeq and is a predicted model, not a curated record. NCBI's taxonomy places the organism in Eukaryota, Metazoa, Arthropoda, Insecta, Orthoptera, Acrididae. The coding region runs from base 261 to 1661 and encodes 466 amino acids. The transcript has 9 exons. Gene Ontology annotation, cellular component: synapse; axon; membrane.
GUUUCAUUUCUGAGCUUACUACUCCAAACCUGCCUACAGUAAAACAGGAAUUCUGUGGCUUACGCUCACCACUUGGAAUAAACGUCCUGCACAUUCCUUCUCAGACAGAACCGGAGGGAUCGCGCACAAGAAUCGCAGUAGAGUAAAAAGGAGCAUCGAAUCCUGUAGUCUCCAUCUCCCACCCGAGAAGCCUCCUACUAGGGACUCUGCUCCAAGUCGGCGCGUGUAGAGCACACAGCGAGUAGCUUCCCGGCGACACCAUGGUGCAGGUGGAACAGCCAUCACCACAGCCUCCAGUUGCCACAGCAUGGGUCCCAACCAUCACCGUGGUGCAGGGACCGCAUCUAGUGGUGAUGGAGAGGCGCGACGUGGUGGUGACGGCGGUGGUGUGCACCGUGCUGGCGUUGCUGCUGGUGGGAGGUUCUCUCGCCGCCUGCUACUGGUGGCGCCGCCGGAAGCGCAAGAGGGAGGCCGACAACGACGGCGGCGGCGAGGGCGGCGGGGGUGGCGGCGGUAGCGGCACCCCGGCCAAGGAGCGCCGCGUCAACGGCUUCCUCAGCCUACGCACGCCCCUCAUCUCCACCAAGGCUCUCGGGUCGAUGGGUACCAGCUCCGGGUCCAAGUCUGGAGCGGCCCAGUCGUCAUCGGCAGCGGGGACGCCUGGAACCCCUGGCACCCCGGGGACGCCGGGCAGCGGAGGCCCGCAGGGAUCCAAGGGCCAGGCAAAGGGCCAGGGCGGCGCCGGCGCCAGUGCGGGUGCGAAGGGCGAGCACUCCUCGAUGGCCUUCCUGCAGAACCGCUCCAUGUCGAUGCUCGACAUGUACAUCGACAACACGGAGUCGUCUGAGAACGUCGGCCAGAUACACUUCAGCCUCGAGUACGACUUCCAGAACACCACGCUCAUCCUCCGGAUCAUCUCGGGGAAAGAUCUCGCCGCCAAGGACAUCUCCGGCACGUCGGACCCCUACGUGCGCGUCACACUGCUGCCCGACAAGAAGCACCGGCUGGAGACCAAGAUCAAGCGGCGCACACUCAACCCACGCUGGAACGAGACCUUCUACUUCGAAGGUUUUCCAAUUCAGAAGCUGCAGAGCCGUGUUCUGCAUCUGCACUGUUUCGACUACGAUCGAUUCUCCAGGGACGAUUCCAUAGGAGAAGUCUUCCUACCUCUCUGUCAGGUGGACUUCUCUGAGAAGCCGUCUUUCUGGAAGGCGCUGAAACCGCCGGCCAAGGACAAGUGUGGGGAGCUGCUGACGGCGCUCUGCUACCAGCCCAACAACAGCGUCCUCACGCUGACAUUGCUCAAGGCACGCAACCUCAAGGCCAAGGACAUCAACGGCAAAUCAGAUCCCUAUGUGAAAGUGUGGCUUCAGUUUGGAGACAAGCGUAUCGAGAAGCGUAAGACACCAGUGUACAAAUGCACUCUAAAUCCAAUUUUUGAUGAAUCCUUCAGCUUCAAUGUUCCUUGGGAGAAAAUAAGAGAAUGUUCUCUGGAUGUUCAGGUUAUGGAUUUUGAUAACAUUGGAAGAAAUGAGCUUAUUGGACGCAUUAUGCUCGCUGGUAAAAAUGGUUCUGGAGCAACAGAGACAAAACACUGGCAGGAGAUGAUAACAAAACCACGACAAACAGUCAUACAGUGGCAUCGACUGAAACCUGAGUAACUAAGUUAUGAUGGGAUCAACAAUGAAGUCUACGACAAUGGAUCUUCUACAAAUUAAAUAAUACUCUGCAUUAUUUUUACAGUCAUAACCCUGUGAUCAAAUAUAAUUUGGCAGUGUACAUAUCUUGUGGAGUGAAUUUCUUAUAAAGCAGGCUGUGAUGAAAUUGUCAUCAUAAACUCAGUAAAAUGUAUGUAUAUUACAAAGAAACAGAUGGAACUGCUAUGUAUUGUCAGUAAUAAUUAUUU